AUGUUUAUUGAGUUAGUGAAACGUUUAGUUUAUAUGCAAGAUGACCUAAUUACAGUUUGCUUCAGGCAAUUAGAUUAAAUCAAAGUUUAGAGUUAAAACAGAAGUUACAUUUCAGUCAUGCUGGCUUUGUAGAUUGUUAGUUUAUGUGUAAAGGAAUUUAAACAUUUCUAUCUAAGAUGACUGUCAAAGACACUGCCUGUUCAGACCCCUCGAAUCAAUCAAUGGCGAAACGACAGAAAGUCGCAGCAGAUGAGGACAAACAGAUAUCAGAUGAAAUGAUUGGUGCAAUAUCUGUUGCCAUGGAUUCAAAAGCAGACAUGAACAUAGUGGAGUUCAGUUACAAUAUCUCUGACACAGAACUCGCGCCCGGUGAUCCUAUAUCUGAUUCUGAGCUUCCUCCUAGAAUUAAAAAGGACAAAAAGAAAAAGAAAAAGCACAGCAAAGAAAAGUCAAAGGCGGUUACAGCAGACGACACCAAUACUCAAGGCACAGACGAAAAGAAAGACACAGUGCAAAUAAAAAACUAAAAAUAUAUAAAACUAUAUUAUAUAUAAUGCUGAACUGAACUUUGAUCUCAAUCACCAUUCAUCAUAAAUACAUUAUUUUGUUUUGAAUACAUAUUACACUUUAUGCAUUUGUAAUACAUAACGUCUUUAUUUUGUUCUUUCUUGAUUAAAGGGAAGUAACUUAUUUGUAAAAAGAUAUUGCAUUUACUUAUGUUGAUAAUUUGGUGUUCUCAUUUAGAAAUGGCUUACUCUAACAUGGAAAAUUACAAUUUUGUUAAUAUUUUCCAUACAGGGAAGCUAUUAUCUAAUGAUAAUACAGAGGUUAUCGUCAUUAUGAUUACAUUAAUGCUGACAAUGUUAAAUGAUGAACAUGUGUGUUUGUUAUUUUUAUAUAUUUUUGCUUAGACAUUGUAUCAUGUGAUAGAAUGUGUCGUAUAUUUUUCAUAAUUAGUUUAAUAUUUUUCAUAAUGACCAUUUUCAUGCUUAAUAUAUUCAUGCUAUAUAUCUUAUUGUAACAAAAAUGUUUCUAAAAACAUGAUUAUUGCUAAAUUAAGAAAAUGUCUUAAUAUAUUGCAUAUUUACUGAUUAAGGGGAGGUAACACUUAUACUUGACAAUGUUGUUGCCUAUAAUUUAAUAUUUUCACAAACAAAUACAUAGGAAUAGAAAAGAACUUUAAAUUUUAAGUGAACAAAUACAUAGGAACAACUUAGAAAAUAAAUUCAAACUUUAAGUGAAGAAUAUGCAAUUGAAAUGAAAGAUAUAUGUAUUAUCUGUUAGUGUAAUACGUUGUAUUAAUAGUUUUUGCGUUAUUGUUUUUCAUUUAAAUUAUAAUUUAAUACAAUUGUUGCCAUUUUUUGUAAGAAUUUUUUAUAAUGGGACAGUUUCAGAUGUUUAAUGAAUUAAAUGCUAAUUUGCACAUUUUUCUUUUUUCUAGAAAAAAAAAUAAGAAUAAUGUUUUAUAAAAAUGUAUGCCAGGAAAAGACACAAUAAUAACCAACAAAAACAAAAGACAACAUCCCACACAAAACAACAACAACAACAAAAUGUAUAUACAAUAAUCAAAUUGUUAUUUUUACCAAACAAGAAUAGACUACGGUUUAUAUAACAUACGUUUGUAAAAUGAUUUGUUUCUGUAUCAUUUUGAAAAUUCCGUGUUGCAUAAAAUAUUAUUAUUUCAUUAUAUUAUAAGUAAGUAAUAAUUAAAUAAUAAAUAGUAAACAGUA
Messenger RNA from Ruditapes philippinarum (Manila clam), 1730 nucleotides. RefSeq lists its product as uncharacterized. The record is from RefSeq and is a predicted model, not a curated record. The transcript is spliced from 3 exons. Bases 177 to 527 code for a protein of 116 amino acids. Lineage: Eukaryota; Metazoa; Mollusca; Bivalvia; Venerida; Veneridae.